GAGAAAGAUCCCUUGGCACCGGACCUUCAGGCAGAUGUUGCAAGUGUGGAAGUGAUGCCGAUCAAAUUGCCUGAAAUAAAAAAGGAGCCUCCCGAUGUUCCUGAACAGGAUGCAGAGGUAGUGCAGCGCCAAGAAAACAAUGGAGACUCCAUGGCUGAGGCGGUGGCGCCGCCGCCUUUCGAUGAGGACGAUAUGAGCCAGAGCUCGGGUCGAAUCACCAGAAGCCAGUCGACACAAAGCGGCCGGGGGCAAAGCGUGGAUGGCACAGAAACAGAACUGGAAAAAAUACAAGGUGAAGCAGCCAAAACAGCAUGUAACAAGAUUACUGAUACUGGGGAAGCAUCAUCACGAAGGAAUUCUUCUACUUUCCCUAAUACUUCGUGCCCGUUUUGCGAACGAAGUUUUACCUCUCGGAAGAUGCUAGAACAGCACGUAAAUGUUCACAUGGGAGAGAAACCCUUCGUAUGUACGGUUUGUGGGACAGCGUUUUCUUGGUGUAGUAACUUGAGAAGGCACGUGAACAAUGUUCAUAAAAAGCACAAAAAAUCCAAGAAACAGAAAACGACGACGGGAACCCAUUCGUCUACGGCAAGGCUCGAGCCAGUCGAGGACGACGGGACAAAGAUGACAACUACCACUACUCCUGCGUCAGCGAGUGCGAAAUCAUCAGUAGAAGAGAAAACGUCAGUGGCAACAUCUUCGGAAAUAUCAAAAUCUUCACAAAUCCCCACCUACACUCAGAAAGAACGUAACGAUAUCGAAGAGCAACCACCUCUCUCUACAAAAAGAAGCAGCAACGAUGAUUCGACUUCGCAAGGCGCUCGGCUUCGCCUCCAGGCAUGCCACGUGUGCGGGCGAAAAUUCUCUAGUGAAAGCUAUCUGAAGCAGCACAUGAACUCCCAUUCGGGAGAAAAACCGUACGAGUGUACCCAAUGUGGGGUGACGUUCGGGUGGGAAAGUAGUUUGCUGAGACACAAACGGAAGGCACACAGAGGCAAGCAGUCCCCGGCGAAAAACAACCCAGUGGUAUCAAUGCAAACGGGAACCAAGAUAUCAAUGGUAAAGACCUGCCCAGACACGGAAGUUGUUAAGAGUUUUAUUCCGCAGACUGAGAAAAUGGACGCUGGCAUUCCUCAUCAAACAUCUCUAAUAAGUGACGGUAACAAUCAAGGAUCUAAACGGCUGAUACUAGAUCAUCUACGAAGACAUACUGCUAGUGGGCAUCAUCAGUGCAAUCUAUGCGGGCGAAAGUUCUCCAGCCGGUGGCAUUUGGAUCGUCAUGUUAACUCUCACUCUGUGUUGAAGCCAUUCCGUUGCUCGCUGUGUGAAAAGAGCUUCAUCUGGGAACGCAACUUAAAAGCGCAUUUAUGCAUUCACAUGAAAGAAUCUGAACUUCAAUCUGCGGAAAAGAAGACUCAAGACCGAACACGGAUGCAGCAAGAGCCAAGCAGUAUGUCUGGUGCAAAAGCAAAUGAGAAUAAAUAUGCCCGUUCCGAACCUAGUUUGGAUUCAGAACAGGUGGUAUGUAAUGAAUCAUUGUGUACAAUGCAGUGUCAUGUAUGUUCAAAGAGAUUCACUGUAUUAGGAAGUUUGAAAAGGCAUAUGCUUAAACACACGGGUAUAAAACCAUUUUCUUGUGUUGUAUGCGGAAAAAAGUUUUCUAGGAAAGACUACUUGCAAUUACAUUGCAAAUUGCAUUACAAAAAUACUAAUUUGAAACAAAGAAAGCAAAAUAUGCCACCAGGAAAAAAAUAUGGCAACAAGAAAAACACAUCAGGGAGUUUGGAUGAGAGAGAUUUGACAACAAAAAAAGUCCCAGAAAAAUCAAUGGUACAAAAAGUUCAGGAUGAAAUGACAGGAACUAAAACAGAGAUUCCUCAGCAACUGAUGACGAAGAACAAUCUAGUGGAAACUAAUGGCUUAGCAGCCAGUAGCUCAAGUCAAGUUACUAAAGAGCAAUAUCAGUGUAUAAUGUGUUCAAAGCAAACUAAUUCCAAGGCAGCAAUGCUCGCACACAUGCAAAUGCACAUGGGAGGAAGCAAUACACUAUGCAGUAUUUGUGGGAAAAAAGUGAAUAAUCUCCCACAGCACAUGUUGCAACAUACUGGUGAAAAACUAUUCAAGUGUUCAGUCUGUGAGAAAAGGUUUUCUAGGAAAGAUCAUUUACUCAAACACGAACUCAGAUGUGCGCAAAAACUGGUUAAUAUUGAGGAACAUGAUAUCCAAGUUGUAAAGAAGUCACAGGCAGAGAGAAGAAAAAGUCAAAGGCAAUGCCCUGUUUGCAAGAAGAUGCUCAACAGCAGUUACUUGAAAGAACAUCUUCGUAUUCAUUCCGGAAUUAAACCAUUCCAAUGUAGAUUCUGUUCCAGAACAUUCCGAUUUAAGAGUGGUUACCUGAAUCAUUUAAAAUUUCAUAAGAAGAUGAAACAAGAUUCAUUAAAAGACAAAGUAACAACAGAAGAAACAUUAAAAAAAUCUCCAAAAAAAGAAAUUGAAAAUGACAAUAUUACUAAGAAACAAAAUUUGGAAAACUAUGAAUGUUCAAUGUGUGGCACACAUUUAAGCUCUAAAGCAGCUUUGCUCUGCCAUGUUCUCAGACAUGAGGGUAAGGGGAAUACAUGUAACAUUUGUGAUAAGAAAUUGACCUCAUCAAAGCAUCUUUUAAGUCAUAUGCGCACACAUACAGGAGAAAAACCCUUUGAAUGUGAAGUGUGCAAGAAGAAAUUUACUUGGAAGGAAAGUUGGCAAAUUCACACUAAAACACACAUUGAAAGAAACAACCUGAUAGAUGAGAAGGGGCAGAGUGAACAUCCACAGAAGAGAUGUGUAGAAGAUACAAGCUCAGAAAAUCUCAAAUUGAUAGGAACUACAUCUGGUGGUAAUUUGAAGCAAAGUAAGAAAGGGAGUUCUUUCCACAGACAGAUGGUUUCAGUCUCCAAAGUGAUGAAAAAACAUCAAAAUAUAAAUAGAAAAAAGUUUCAUUGCAAGGUCUGUAAUCAAAUAAUCUCUUCCCGAAUUAACUUUUUUAUUCACAUGCAAUCUCAUUCAAAAGAGGAAAUGUUUAGCUGCACAAUCUGUCUUAAAAUUUUCACCAGAAGAGAGACUCUAAAAAUUCACAUGAUAUCACAUACACACAUUUCUAAUAAAAAAUUUGACAAAGAAGCUGAUAACAUAAAUGCUGAAAAACAGCAAGGAAAAGUACAUACUCAGAUAGAUAAAUCGUUAACAUGUCCCAAAGAACCCACUCGAUCCAGCAAAAUAUCUACUAAUGACUGUGAGACUGAUGAAUCAUUUUUGGUGACUCAUUUCAGUGAUCAUAGAAAGGUUUCUAGCUCUGAUAGAGUAGAUGAGGGAAAAUUGCUCGACAAAAAUGAUUCUAAAGUUCAUAGAGGUGUGGUUCUGGUAGAUACCAAUCAGAGUAUCAUGCAAGGAAAUCCUGUUAGACUGGAUCAAGAUUCAAAAAGAGAGCGUCUUCCUUCACAAGCUCAAGAAACAGUGGGAUCCAAUGCCAGUACGAGUCAGUCUUUUGACAGAAGAGCUGAAACGAUCCAACCAGAAGUCAAAUCAUAUCAAGGAAAUAGUACAAAAGGUGCAGAUGCUAAAAACAAGACCCUGGCUUGUGAGUUAUGUGGAAAAGUGUUUUCUGGGCAGCCAAAACUACUAAGACAUCUAAUGAACCAAAGUUGUUCACAACAAUUUGAAUGUAAUAUUUGUCAUAAAAAUUACAGUUCUAAAGGAAGGUUGAAUAGACAUAUGCUACAGCAUUCAGAUUUAUCAAACUGUGAUGGUGACAUAGCAAGGCCUCCGUUACAAUCAUUGCAGGAACCCGAGGUGAUUAUCAUUGAUUCAAGGUCUCCUAGCCCAGAGAAUAUAAAUGAAAGUGUCUCCUCAGACAAGCAGAGAUUUGACAAGUGUGGAGAAGAUUUACAUUCAAUGAUAGUGAGUGGUGUAAAAGAAAAAUGUAACAAUGAAAAUACUCUUACAAAUUUUGUGUCACCAGAUAAGACUCCAAUAGAAAGCUUAACAGAUACUGCACAGCCUACGGCUACAUCGAGCAGAGACGUGUGCAUUGCCUCAAAUUCCUCUGCGUAUCGAAAACCAUCCGAGGAUAUGGUAACAUCCGGAGAGAAGGAAGACUCAGUAGUUUUACCAAGAAAGACUAUUCAGCCAGAAAUAGCAGACGUAGAUGUAUCCGAGGUCAACAAACACUUUGAAUGCGACCAUUGCGAACUGACGUUUGACACGCAACGGGCUUUGCUCAAGCACAGUCAUGCUCCUGUCACGAAUCCUGAAUCACCGCUCAAGUGCAGGUUCUGUCCUUUGACGUUUACCUGUGAAACUACAAGAUUGAACCAUUUACAGAUACACGAGACAAUUCCUCUGGGUAACUUGCCAAAGACCAGUGCAGGCAGAAAAAGACCAGAAACCACAGAGCGUAUAGGAAUGGCUGAAGGAUGUGCUAAGAAAGAUGAAAACACACGGGACGGAAAUCAAAUACCCAUGACGGAGGUGCGGUGGACAGAACAAAGUUUGGAACAAUGCAAAGUGUGUAGUGAAAAAUAUGAUCCUAAAAAUUUGGUUAAACACAUGAGUAUACAUACCGGUGGUAUAUCAUUUCAAUGCGGAUUAUGUGGCCGAAUGUUCGCUAAAGAAACAGUGAUUAAAAGUCACGCUAAAACACAUGAUGAGAAAAUGACAAUUCAUUUUCUGUGUCACAUGUGUGGACAAGCUCUGACUUCUCCGAAAGCCUUAACUGAUCACGUUCAAAACCAUAUAGAGCAACUACCCUUUCGUUGUCGCGUGUGCGGAAAAAACUUCUGCGAUUCAUCUGAGUUGCAGGUACAUGUUAAAUGCCACUCUGGUGAAAAACCAUUUCAAUGCAAGAUUUGUCGCAAGCGGUUCGCGUGGAAAAUAAAUCAUCUAAAGCAUUUAAAUAUGCAUUGUAGAAACAAACGUGUGGCGUCGACUAAAGCAGCGGAAGAUAGACAAGUAAUGUCAAAGUUGCGGGCAACUCUUGAACGCAGAUUCCAACUGGCGAAGAACGUCGACGAGAAGGUUGGCGAUUCUUCGACCCUCGAAGAACAAAGGCAAACACAGUUUUUGGAAGGGGAACCUACAGAUAACUGUACGUCUAAGUCCUCGGAAGUGAGGAAUCACAAAGAAAAUAAUUUUUCGUCACUGAUUGAGGCUGACAAAAACAAACCAAUGUUUGGGAUAACGGAGAUGGACAAGACAAGUAAUCCUGUUACAUCCUACACUAAUCUCCCAGAGUCAACUACAGUGACUCGUGGUUUGACAGAUGAUUCACCUACGAUAGUGAGAGCCUUAGGCAGGACCCCGAUAACUGCCAGAACAAGUCCCUUUGAGGUAGGAGAUAAUGAGAAGAGAAAAUGUCCAGAACUGUCGGAUAAGGCGCGGAUCAAAGAAACGUUGGGCAUGAGUAGACUGGAUGUAGAAAUAAAAGCGAUCGGCGACAUUCCGAAACCACGAGACAAACAGAAGCAACGGCCUGUAGCAGAUAUAGUUAUAACUGGAGUACCCGUUUCCGAGCGUGUUUUAGAGGGAGCUAGAGGUGGUUGCGGAGAAACUAGUCAAAGACAAAAAAAUUCAUCCGCCUCUGAAAGAUCGGUCAGUAAAGCAUUAGCCAGGAGCAACGUUGAGGUUAGAGAUCCAGCGCAAACUAGUGCUUCAACGCUACUGAAGAACUUUGCAAAGAGUGACCCAUUGUCAAAACAUCUAAUAUCUGAAAGCGAAAUGCCAAUUUGCUUGGAGCCGAAGAAGCCUAGUGGAAAUACCUCAGCGAAAACUAACAUUCAUAAUAUAGGGCCUCAAGUAAGCAGCGGUGCCGUGGCCCAGAACAAGGAGGUUCAUGAUGUCGCCCAAAAUAUUCUGGAGAACCAUAAACGGAAUGUGAGAUCACCGGAGGCACCGACCAGAGGAAGGAAUUUUCCCGAUGAACUUGAGAUGCAUAAGCGAAAGAGUGUCCCGAAACUAUCGUCCAACCGUCCUGUAGUAAAUUGUAGGGAUACUGUGAUCAGAGAAGGGGCAAUAUCCAAGAAAGUGCAGGAAAAAGAAGUGGAAAUAUUGCGAGAAACUGUGGGAGACCGUAGCUUCAGCUUAACACCACCAGUCAAUUUGGGAGGAAGGAGUACAGUGUCGCAUAUUGAAACAGAAUUUGCUGGAAAACAAAUAACGAGGGGGGAGAUAACGGAAGCAACGAAUCCUAGAUUUUCGGAGAACGACGCGAGAACUAUUUGUUGGCAACCGGCUCACGUUACGAUCACCAGGGAACCACUUUCUGUGAGGUCGUGCGGCGAAGUACUGGAAGGGAGAACGGGUGGCUCUUCCACGCCUCCUGAAAACCAAAGACAUGUCGUGCAACCCGUAGAGUCCCAGGCAAUUGGAAGAACGGCCACUAAAAAUAUCGAAAUUGUGGACAUCGAGUCGGAGGAUGACGAAUCCCCAAGGAGUAACGUUAAUCCUCAGAGGUCGAUAACCGAUCAACGAGUGCAAGGAAGAGGAUGCGGCCAAUCGGAAGAGACCUGCGACAAGAUUGUUAAGCAGAUGGAGGAAACAGGUACCUGGGCAUCGUUCUUUUUGUCACGAUUCGACGGCGGCGCCCGGUGGCCGGCGCCCGGUGGCCGGCGCCCGGUGGCCGGCGCCCGGUGUCGGUGGCCGGCGCCUCGGUGGCCGCGCCUCGGUGGCCGGCGGCCCGUGCUGUUCGCCGGUGGCCGGCGCCCGGGGGCCGGCGGCCCGGUGGCCGCGCUCGGUAGACGGGCCCGGGGUGAUGGCCGGCGCGCUCGGCUCGCGCGGCGUCGUGGGCCGCCGGGGCCGCGCUUCGGUGGCCGGCGCUCGGUGGCCGGCGCUCGGGUGCGCCCGGGCGCGUCGUGGCCGGGCGCUCGGUGGCCGGCGCUUCGGUGGCCGGCGUCGGCCGGCCUGGCCGGCGCUCGGUGGCCGGGCCUCCGUGGCCGGCGCUCGUGGCCGGCGCUCGGUGUGGCCGGUCGCGCUCGGUGUGCGGCCCGCGUGUCGGCGUGGCCGGCCUGGGCGGCUCGGUGUCGCCGCCCGGUCCGCGUGAUCGCGGUCCGGCGCUGGUGUCCGCGGUCGGUGUGCCGGCGCUCGUGUCCGGCGCUCGGUGGCCGGCGCUCGGUGGCCGGCGCUCGGUGGCCCGGCGCUCCCGGUGGCCGGCGCUCGGUUGGCCGGCGCUUCGGUGGCCGGCGCUCGUGGGCCGGCUCGGUGGCCGGCCGCUCGGUGGCCGGCGGCUCGGUGGCGGGCGCUCGGUGGCCGGCGCUCGGUGGCCGGCGCUCGGUGUGCGCCGGCCGCUUCGGUGUGCCCGGCGCUUCCGGUGGCCGGCGUCUCGGUGGCCGGCGCUCGUGUCCGGCGCUGGCUGCUCCCUACAACGCAAUUCUCCACAUCGUUCCUUUCGAAAGUCCUGCUUCUUCCUUCUGCAAGAGCUAAAUGGCGGCAGCAGCAAUGACCAUCCGACGAUGACCAUGUAGAGAAACAAAUUGACAUGUGUGCAGGAGCCAAAGCAGGGCAAUCGCACACACAAUUUUCUACCCCUUUACACAAAGUAUCUUGCAGAAUCAUCAGUUACCAGUGCAAUGGAUGGCACUUGGCAGGGAAUGGAGUGAGAUCUCAUCCUGAUCAUAGGAGGAUAUGGAAACAGUGUACACAACAUGGAUCCUCUUAUGUUUGCACCACCCACUGGCGCAUGGUAUGGUGUCUCUUCAACUAACUACUCACCAACACCUGGUGGUUUCUUUGGCUGGGUUCCACAGACUCCUUCAUACCAAACAAUUUCGUCAAAUUCUGCUUUUAUGACAAGGAUGCCUCCACCGUAUCCAGACAAUAAUAUUUACAAAAAUUACCCUCCUCCUCCAUACAGUGAUUCACACUUAAUGUAAUUGGUUCCCUCUCAUGAAGAACAAACCAUGGAUAUUCAAAUCCACAACAAGGAAGACAGAAGAUAAAAAAUGCCUUAGAACCAUUCAUCCUAAAGACAUUGCCACACUGUUUCAUUUUCCUUAAAUUUUUUGUAAUUACUACUCUUUUGUAUUUCCAAGUAAUUCUUUUAAGCACUGUCUUGUGUAAUUAUUUUGAUUCACUAAUUGUCACAAUCACCUCAUGGUUUAUACUUUGUAAGAAUUAAGUUACAUUGACAACCCACAACACUUUGCUAUAAUAAAAUGUUAUUUACCCUUUUUUUUCUGUUAUGGCAAAAAUCUGAUGAAUAAGAUUAGGCCCAAGGAAUCCAAUUUGCAUGGUAGAGCACCCCUUCUUUUAAAAGAAGUCUGAAUGCUCUAGAUUUAAGAGACUUUCAGCACUGCUUGAAGAGAUACGCACAGUUGAGAACUAAUUCAAUUUAUGGACCAAUACACUCAAUAAUAAUAAUAAUAAUAAAGGAGCUGUGAAGUUUCCUUUCAAUGGGGAAGCAAUGUCUUUCUUAUUUUGAAUGAUUUCUUGCUUUUCUCUUUUUACACUUUUGCAUACUGCUUCCACAUUGUUUCAUGUGGUUUAAUAUUCCUAGUUUUCAAAGUGGAACAUCAAUUAAUAUCAAGGAGUAUUGGUGGAAUGCUGAUGAAGUUCUGUUGACAUUAUUAAAGGAUAAAAUAAUUGAAGUAAUCUUUGUCCACUUAGAUGUAUUCAGAGAGCCAGAUUUCAAUGGCUGUGCAGU
Gryllus bimaculatus (two-spotted cricket) is the source of this 8674-nucleotide messenger RNA. NCBI's taxonomy places the organism in Eukaryota, Metazoa, Arthropoda, Insecta, Orthoptera, Gryllidae. The record is from the annotation of a GenBank genome assembly.